ACCAAGUGUACAUAAUUUUUGACAUUUUCCGUAUACUUGUCAUUGUCAGUAUCACUAGGCAUGCUAACGGAAGAGGUCAUAAAGUUUCACGAUCAUAGAAACAUUGUGGCCAGAGUUUGAUAGGAUCUUUGUUCUUUCAAAAACACAGAUAGUCUCUCAUUCCCUCUAAGGUUGGAACAUUUGCACGGCACUUGAAGUCAACUUCGGUUCACUCUCUCUAAAGGCAGCAAUCUAUAUAUAAGGCCAAGAACAAUGGAUAAUGCAGUGGAGGAGAGGCUUCUUGGAUCAGAAUCAGAAGUGCCAACUGAUCUUAAAAGAAGGAUUUGGGUUGAAUCAAAGCUCAUAUGGAGGAUAGCAUUUCCAUCCAUAUUGUCUAGAGUGACUUCAUUUGGAAUGAUAGUGGUUACACAAGUGUUUCUUGGACAUGUUUCUGAACUGGACCUUGCUGCAUAUGCACUUGUGCAGAGUGUUCUUUUACGAUUUGUAAAUGGGAUACUGUUGGGCAUGUCAAGUGCGACUGAGACUUUAUGUGGGCAAGCAUUUGGGGCAGGACAGUAUCAUAUGAUGGGUAUUUACUUGCAACGUUCAUGGAUCGUUGAUGCUGUUACAGCAACAAUCAUGGUACCAAUCUUCAUCUUCACAACUCCCUUAUUUAGGCUACUUGGUGAGGAUGAAGCAAUAGCAGUAGCAUCUGAAGAAAUCUCCUUAUGGUUCAUUCCUAUAUUCUAUUCCUUUGUUUUUUCCUUUACCAUCCAAAUGUACUUACAAGCACAACUUAAAAACUCGAUUAUUGGAUGGCUAUCUUCUUUCUCGUUUAUACUUCAUAUCCUUUUAUCUUGGAUAUUCGUGAGCAUACUUGACUUGGGGGUUGCUGGUGCCAUGGGUGCGUUCAACAUAGCUUGUUGGUUACCAAUCGGUGGAGAGUUUGUGUACAUUUUCGGAGGUUGGUGUCCAAAUACAUGGAAAGGAUUCUCUACUGCUGCCUUCAUCGAUCUAUGGCCUGUAGUAAAGCUGUCAAUUUCCUCUGGCGUGAUGCUUUGCUUAGAGCUUUGGUACAGUGCUAUCUUGGUUUUGUUGGCUGGAUAUAUGACAAAUGCAACUGUAAGCAUAUCAGCUUUCUCUAUCUGCCUUAAUAUCGUUGCAUGGGAAUUCAUGAUGUACCUUGGAUUCUUAGGUGCUGCUUGUGUGCGCGUAUCAAACGAGAUUGGCAAAGGAAAUGCUAAAGCUGCAAAAUUUUCCAUUAAAGUUAUUCUUUGUACUUCAAUAACUAUUGGAGUGAUUUUUUGGGCCUUGUUUUUAGCUUUUGGGAAUAAAAUUUCUUACUGGUUUACAAGUGAUGAAGAGGUUGCCGAAGCUGUGUCAAGUCUCUCUACUCUACUUGCUUUCUCAGUCUUACUAAACAGUGUUCAACCAGUACUUACAGGUGUGGCCGUGGGUGCAGGUUUACAAGGUAUUGUUGCAAUUGUUAACAUUUGCUGCUAUUAUGUGGUUGGCGUGCCAAUUGGAAUUCUGCUUGCUUAUGUGGCCGAUCUUGAAGUGCAGGGUCUAUGGAUUGGGUUGUUAUGUGGAGAGCUGAUGCAGACAAUUGUUCUUUUCUUCAUUAUAUGGAGAACAAACUGGGACAACGAGGUUAAAAAGGCAUCUGAACGUCUGAAUCGAUGGUAUUUGGAUUUGCCUGAGGAAACUAAUUAGAGUAAAGCGUUGAUGGCUUUUUUAAAGGCUUUUUAUCUUGUAAUUUGAUUUUGUUUUGACAAGGAUAUCUAUUCGUUUUGCCUUAAUGAAAAGUACAUUUUAAUAACAGUAGAGAAUUAAUCAAGGAGUAACAACUAACAUGAAUUGAACUACUUAA
This is a messenger RNA of Quercus lobata, 1849 nucleotides long. Its product is annotated as protein DETOXIFICATION 25-like. NCBI's taxonomy places the organism in Eukaryota, Viridiplantae, Streptophyta, Magnoliopsida, Fagales, Fagaceae. Gene Ontology annotation, biological process: xenobiotic detoxification by transmembrane export across the plasma membrane. The transcript is spliced from 10 exons. The record is from RefSeq and is a predicted model, not a curated record. Gene Ontology annotation, molecular function: xenobiotic transmembrane transporter activity; antiporter activity. Bases 253 to 1692 code for a protein of 479 amino acids. Gene Ontology annotation, cellular component: membrane.